AUGUCAGGGGCUCUUGACAUCAUCCUGCUGCAGGAGGAACCCAAGAGAAGUGAUUCUGGGUUGUUUCAGGACUCUCGUUGCAACUGGUUCUGCAGUGAUUGUGUUUUCAUUGGUUUCCAGUGGACGGUGUUUUGGCCUCGGGACGUCCCGUAUGGCCUUCUGGGUCCUCUGGGCGCUCUGGCCAAGCAUUUCGUGGACUAUCAUUAUCCUGUGGUGUAUUACGGAUGGUUUCUGACGUGGGUCAUCCAUCUGUUUGAGGCUCUUUUUGCACUGAAGGCCUGCAGUGAUAAAGGCAUCGACAGCACGUCCACACGCUUGCUGUGGAUCGCUCAGACGUUCCUGUUUGGUCUCACGUCUCUGUGUCUUCUGAUCAAAUACAAGCCCGACGGCCGACCCAAACGCCAGUGACUGAAACCAGAGCUCGUUUCCCAGCAGCACACUGAUCUUUAUAUUCCAGAGGAUUGAUCAACCAGCAGGUUAUAUCUGAACAGUCACGUCCACCUCACUGAUUCUGGAACAGCCUUUCGCUAAAGGCUAAAUGUGACCUCCGAGGCCUUGUUUACACGAUCCUGGUUCAGUACUGAAGCUCCAUCAGCAGCAUUAGUCACAUAACGUCUGUCAGCACAGAAAAUCACUUCAGCUCGCUCCUCAGUGCAGGUACAGUGCAAAACAAGAGCAAUAAACACCAAAUGACACACUGUUAUUAAGAUUCAGAGAGCCCUCCAUAUAAGCUAUAAUAAUUAUUCCUGCACACUGGGGGAAAAAAUGGUGUAGGAUUUGCUUUUAAACAAAUAUUUCAUUGCUGA
Molecule: messenger RNA, 806 nt
Organism: Sinocyclocheilus grahami
Lineage: Eukaryota; Metazoa; Chordata; Actinopteri; Cypriniformes; Cyprinidae
Product: transmembrane protein 254-like
Exons: 4
Coding region: 1-408 (135 amino acids)
Source: RefSeq, a predicted model, not a curated record